AUGCACCUGCUCUACAUCUUGCGGUCGCAGCGGCUUUUGCAUCAUUGUUACCUGCUGUUAGACAAAUUCUUGGACUCACGAAUGUAUUCAGGACUACAUACGACUGCUUCGGCGCCCUCAAUGCGCGCAGCAGAGCCAUAUGCGCUCAUGUCUCCUCCGAUGAACGAUGACCCGGGCAACGUCAAGGUUGUAGUGCGAUGUAGGGCCUUUGUGAGGAGAGUAGAGAAGGAAAAGGGCACGCGCUGUCUGGUUCGCAUGGACCCAGCAACACAGAAGACAACGCUCUUUGCACCCGCGACCGACGACUCCAAUACGCGAAGAGCCUACGAAGACAAGGAGUUCACCUUUGACCGCUCCUACUGGUCGCAUGACGAGACCGACCCGCACUAUGCUCACCAAGAGGACGUCUACCGCUCCUUUGGCGAAGACUUCCUCGAUCACAACUUUGAAGGAUACCACACAUGUAUAUUCGCAUACGGACAGACGGGAUCAGGGAAGAGUUACACCAUGAUGGGAACACCAGACAACCCAGGGCUUAUUCCACGCACAUGCGAGGAGCUGUUCGACAGGAUAGCGCACGAGCCCUCACCCAACACAAACUACCACGUCCAGGUGUCCUACUUCGAAGUGUACAACGAGCAUGUGCGGGACUUGCUCACGCCGAAGACGACCCCACCCAUCUACCUAAAGAUCCGAGAGAGUCAGAAGGAUGGCGUUUAUGUGCAGGGCUUGACUGAGGCAGAGGUCAAGAGCUAUGCCGAUGUGGCACGCCUGAUGAAGGUUGGCGACUUGAGCCGAACAACCGCAUCCACCAAGAUGAACGACACCUCGUCACGUUCGCAUGCCGUCUUCACGAUCCGUCUCAAGCAGAUUACACAUUCCCUCCUCUCUGACGAGACUAUCGAACGCACUGCCCGCAUGCGCCUUGUCGAUCUAGCAGGUUCUGAGCGCGCAAAGUCUACAGAAGCUACUGGGCAACGCUUGAAGGAGGGAGGCCAGAUUAACAAGUCCCUCACCACACUUGGUCGCGUGAUUGCUGCACUCGCAGACCCUCGCCGACAUGGUAACAAGGGGAGGCGGCCACGCGAAGUCGUCCCAUAUCGAGAUUCGGUCUUGACAUGGCUCCUGAAAGACUCACUGGGGGGCAACAGCAAGACGGCUAUGGUAGCCUGCAUCGCGCCAGCCGACUACGACGAGACUUUGUCCACUCUCCGCUACGCCGAUCAAGCGAAGCGCAUCCGCACUCGUGCCCUAGUCAACCAGGACUGCAUGUCUGCUGCACAGCGAGAUGCUGAGCUCACCGAAAUGGCGGAGCAGAUCCGGAGCUUGCAGGUCAGCGUCAAUGCCGCCAGUCAGCGCAAGAGAGAAGAAGCAACAGAGCUGGAAGAAUACCAGAGACAGGUCGCAUUGAUGCAGCGACUAAUGGAGGAGAAUCGACAAGUCUCAGCUGCAAAGAUCAAAGCCCUGUCUAGUGAAGUCGAAGAGCUCCGACCCGCCAACGCCACACUCCGUGCAGAGAUUGACUCGUUACGCCGUCAUCUUGCGCUCGCGCUUGGAGAGCUCAAGAAUCCGAUCGUGCUGCCUCCGCCACAGUCCGUGGGCUCGCCUAACUUUGAGCAGGACGAAUGGCUGGGUGAAAGGGAUGGUAAAGAGAACCCUAUUCCCGCUCCCACUGAUGGUGAAGUCAGCGAUAACGACUCUGAUUCAGGAUAUGAUGAAGGCGACCACGAUGAGCUGGCACAGGAGCUGCAGAACGAGGCUGAGAACUUCUUGAAAGAUCUCGGGGUCUUCCGCAAGAAGGUUGGGAGCGAUGUUGAACGAUUUGGAGUCCGGGAGGCUCUGGCUCAUAUCGCCUGGAAUUGA
This is a messenger RNA of Cucurbitaria berberidis CBS 394.84, 1863 nucleotides long. RefSeq names its product kinesin family protein-like protein. The coding region runs from base 1 to 1863 and encodes 620 amino acids. The transcript is spliced from 3 exons. NCBI's taxonomy places the organism in Eukaryota, Fungi, Ascomycota, Dothideomycetes, Pleosporales, Cucurbitariaceae. Gene Ontology annotation, biological process: mitotic spindle organization; microtubule-based movement. The record is from RefSeq and is a predicted model, not a curated record. Gene Ontology annotation, molecular function: microtubule binding; ATP binding; microtubule motor activity.